UUGGAGGAGGAAGGCGGGGGCAGCUCCUGAUGUUUGCUUCUCUUACCUGAUCCUUGGAAAAGCAAACGGUGGCUGGAGGUGGGGGUGGAUUCUGAGAAACAGGGGCGAGGUGAGUAAGUUUACCAGUCUGGCCUCUUCCCAGCCACGCUUAUCUCACCCAGUGCUUCAAAGGGGUUGACAAAUCUCCCUAAGCCCCUCCGUUCUCCAGUGAAGCAACUCCAGCAGGUGACAGAAGGGGCCAAAGGCCUCCACCUGACUCAGCGGAGAUGAGCUCUGCCCUUUGCGAGCUCAAGACCCGAGAGCAGGUGGGGCAGUUUCAAGAAGGAAGUGGGUUUCAGACAUGACAUCACGGUGGUUGUUGAAGGCAGGCAGCAGGAAAAGAGGAAGACUGGAUGUGAGAUGGAUGGGCUCUGUCAAGGAAGCCAAGGCCUUGAGUUUGCAGAGAGCUAGGUUCUUUGGGAGGUCACAAAUUCUGAGGGUCACCAUGAGCUGGAAAGGACUUGACGGCAAAUUAGGGAGGGAGGUGGUGGUUAUGCCCCAUCAGUUCAUACGCACCCCUUCACCUUAUGGCAUCUCUAUGAAGGAGGACAGGACAUUCCAGGGUCAUGAAAGCUCAAGGCUGUGGCUUCCUUCAGGAAGUCAGUCCAUUUUAUAUUGGGCCUUCCUCUUUUCCUGCUGCCUUCAACUUUUCCAAGCAUUAUUGUCUUCUCCAGUGACUCUUGGUUUCUCAUGAUGUGCCUAAACGAUGAUAGGUUCAGCUUUGUCCUUUUUGCAUCUAGAGUUCAGGCAAGACAAAAUCUAGGACCCACUUGUUUAGCUUUCUGGUGGUUCAAGGUAUCCACAAAGCUCACCUUCAGCAGCAUAAUUUGGAGGAAUUGAUUCCCCCCCCCCGCUGCCCCCCUUGUAGGUGUUCUUCACCGUCCAACAUCCACAUCUGUACGUAGCACAAAGGGUCUUGUCUUUGGUCUCCAGCGACACAUCCUGGCCCAUUAUGAUCUUUUCUAAUUCUUUCAUGGCCUUAGCCUUUCCAAGUCUCAGCCUCCUUCUGACUUGGUGGUAACCGUCUUGGUUUGGACUGGCGAUGGAAACAAGUUCUAGGUCAAAAGGUUCUUCAGUAGCCACAUCUCCAAGUAGGGCCAGCUGGACACAGAGGACUCCUUGAGUCGGUCUGGAUCCGCCACUUGCCCGAUGCCUGAACUACUUUAUAAGGUUCUGAGAACCGGGCGGAUGGAGGGGAGCAAGGAAAGCUCUCCCUGGCCGGAAGAUCCCAGCGACCCCUCCCAGGGACUGGAGGGUCCUCUCCUCCUUCAGAAUGGCUUGGUGCCUCCAGCAGCCCCCUGCGAAGCUGGCAGCCCGUGGGACCCCAGUCCCGUCAUCGCCUGCCUCUCCCGGCCUCUCCCGCAGAAGAGCGAGCUCAGAGGAGACCCUGAGCGGAGUCUCCAAGGCGGUGCCGGUGCCACGGAGGGCCGUUCGGGGAGCAGCCUCGCUUGGGGCGCCCCGCUCAGGGACAGCCAGAACCACCUCCCUCUCCCUUCCGCGUUCAGCCUGCCCCAGAGGAGGACUCCCAGCCCGGGCAGCCCGGCUGAGGGAGAAGGGAGCAGAGUGUUGGGGGAGCCCAGCGCGGCCGCCACUGCCACUGCCGGCAGCGCCCCCCUGGAGUGGCUCAAGUGCUCAGACUGUCGGAAGCCUGGCAGCUCCUUCGUGGGCCUGGCGCGGCCGAGACAGGCGCGCUGCAAGCCGGUGCCAGCGGCGGUGGCCAGGAAGUAUUUCAGCUGCAAGCACUGCGAGAAGGAGUACGUCAGCUUGGGGGCCCUCAAGAUGCACAUCCGGACCCACACGCUGCCCUGCGUGUGCAAGAUCUGUGGCAAGGCUUUUUCCCGGCCGUGGCUGCUGCAGGGCCAUAUCCGGACACACACAGGGGAGAAGCCCUAUGCCUGCUCGCACUGCAGCCGCGCCUUCGCCGACCGCUCCAACCUCCGGGCCCACCUGCAGACGCAUUCCGACAUCAAGAAGUACCAGUGCCACGCCUGCCUGAAGACCUUCUCGCGGAUGUCCCUGCUCUUGCGGCACGAGGAGGCCUCCUGCUGCCCCCCUGCAACCUGAGCCACGAAAAGAAACCGAUUCAUGCCAUCAGCACCUCCUGGGGGGGGGGCAGGGGUGGUGGUGGUGGUGGUGAGCAUUGAGCAGCAAAAAGCCUGCCCCACGGAGGCUGAGACGGCAGAAUGGAGGGAUCUGAUCUGAACAUCUGGGCCUUCUCGAGACCUCCUGUUUCAUAGAAGGGUUGGUGGUCCUGAAGCAAACACCCUGUGGCUCUCAUUUUGGGGACAUGGAAGGGCGUGCGUGCCUUGUUCCUUUGUGCAGUGAAUUGGCAAAAGGGAUGCAUCACAAGCUGGUUUUAAGGCCCUCACACCAAGUUCUUCCACAGAGGGGAUCACCUUUCGUCCAAACGGGACAGCUUGCAAACUCUUCAACUGUGACCUGCUGAGCUUUUGAGGGAGCAUCUCGGUUUCUGACCUCGUUGGCCGGAAAGCCGGAGGCCAGUCUGCUUCUACCUGUCAGCUUUUGCAUUAAAAGAUCUUUCCCUCCUUCU
Pogona vitticeps (central bearded dragon) is the source of this 2590-nucleotide messenger RNA. The record is from RefSeq and is a predicted model, not a curated record. NCBI's taxonomy places the organism in Eukaryota, Metazoa, Chordata, Lepidosauria, Squamata, Agamidae.